Messenger RNA from Coffea eugenioides, 888 nucleotides. RefSeq lists its product as uncharacterized. Bases 1 to 888 code for a protein of 295 amino acids. The record is from RefSeq and is a predicted model, not a curated record. The transcript has a single exon. NCBI's taxonomy places the organism in Eukaryota, Viridiplantae, Streptophyta, Magnoliopsida, Gentianales, Rubiaceae.
AUGGCUGACCUGUUAGAACGAAUGAUUAAUCAACAGGGUCAGGACCAGGCAAAUAAUGCCGGAAACCCUCGAAAUAAUAUGAGUAAUCAGGAGGGAGAGGACCGUGUCUUAGAAUGGUUCCAAAAGUUUGCACCCCCGAAAUUUAUAGGUGGACCCAACCCUGACUUAGCGGAGGGUUGGUUGGACCGCAUGUUGGAUAUAUUUCCCGCGCUUAGGUAUUCGGAGGAGCGGCAGAUAUCUUUUGCUGCUUUUCAGUUUGAGGGGGCUGCCCGAGCUUGGUGGAAUGUGAUUAAGGCCAAGUGGGAGCGGGAACAGAUCCCCUGCACGUGGAUCAACUUUACUCGGGAAUUUAAUGAGAAAUAUUUGCCACCCAUUGUACAAGAGAUGCGAGAGGAUGAUUUUAUCCGCCUACGCCAAGGGGCAUCUAGUGUGGCGGAGUACGAAAUCCAGUUUACGAAACUCUCUCGCUUCGCUCCGGAAUUGGUGCUAACGGAGCAAAAGCGAAUCAGUCGCUUCAUUCAAGGCUUAAAUGUGGAGAUUCAGGAGGCACUAGCGGCUACUCAGUUGGACACAUUUAUCCAGGCACUACAAAAGGCUCAGAGAAUUGAGACUGCUAGGGGACAAGUCAAAACCUUCCAUGACCGGAAAAUGAGGCAACCUAGCUCGAGCAACUUCACGGAUGGACAGAGCUCGAGAAACGAGCCACCUUCUAAGAUGGGUCGAGGAACAGAUGGUUCACGACCCGCAGGAACCCCAAACCAGGGUAACUUUGGGAGAGGUCAGGUAGGGCAAGGGCCCCAGAGGGGUGCCCAGCGUGGAGGGUCAAGUGCGGGAAUUAGGCAAACCUGUGGUUUCUGCGGGGGUAAUCACACCGACGAUAACUGCUGA